This is a messenger RNA of Musa acuminata subsp. malaccensis (wild Malaysian banana), 2471 nucleotides long. RefSeq lists its product as uncharacterized. Lineage: Eukaryota; Viridiplantae; Streptophyta; Magnoliopsida; Zingiberales; Musaceae. The record is from RefSeq and is a predicted model, not a curated record.
GGGACCAAGAAAUCAUUCUGCGUUUCAAAUGAUAAUGGUGACUGUAGUAGUGGAGAUGGAGUAGAUGGGAAUUCGGCCAUGGUUAGGUGGAGGAAGCAGAAUGUCCGGGCUCCAAGGUGUAGGCUGAACAAUAAUGAGUCGUCUGACGAAGCAGGAAGAGGCAGGUCAGAGGGAGAGGAGGGCGAUUCUUCUAGGCCAAAUCUUAGUGCCAAUGCCACCACAAGUCUAAAUAGUAGGAAGAGAGUUAGGCUCCAUGGAAAGGUCGCUGAGGAUAGCAAUGCUGUUGAUACCGCACCCGUGCCGAGGAAAUUGAGAUCAGCAAUCAAUAAACGCAGCAGCCAGUCAUCGUCUCGUGCGAUGCGAGUCGAGGUGCUAUAUGGGAAUGGUGGUAGAAGAUGCAAGCCGACCAUGCUGCUUGACUCAUUAACCAAGGAUGAAGAGGAAGUUGUGGAGGCUUUGUGUGCAUUAUCCAGAAUGCUACCUGUUGGCACCCGAGUUCCAGACAAAGAAAAUAGGAGACUGUCAGAUCACCAGGAUAAUAAUGCUACUGCAGAUCCUCAUUCAGAAGCUCCAAAAAAAGAGGGUGAAGGACAACAUUUGCAACAAUGCAUCGCCAGUGGAAUUAGGGUUCCCUCUUCUUGUAUGGCAAAACCAUUAGAUGAAACAAUGGAGGAAGAAAAUGUCUUUUCCAAACAACCUCUCACCGUUUGCGCAAGGCAGACUAUCGAUUCAGACAUGAGUAGAAUUAAGGAACAUGGCACUCAUAUAACUCCAUUGUCCGAAAAUGAACCCCCAGAGAGUAGUGUCAGAUAUUUUGAAAAAAUUUCAAGCCCAUCAGAUGUUCUGCCUCACACAACUGGAAAUAGAGCACUGCAUCCGACUCAAUGUGAUGCCUUUACAGCCAUUCCGCCAUGCAAAUUAGAUAUGCUACAACCAAACGGACAUGUUGAAUCACCUGCACUGGGGGGGAAUAAAGUUCAGCAAGUGGAGUGUAACAGUGAAAAUAGUGCAAAACGUGUGUGCCAGGAAGGAAUUGUUCCACUGCAUAUCCAUCCUUCUUCAAGCAAUACUGCAGUUUGGCCAAGCUCUGCCACUGGUGCUGCUAGACUAGUUUCAAGCAGAAUUGAUCUUCCAACUAAAAAGGUUCUGCCUGAUGUAGUAUCGUCUUGGAAAAAAUGUGCUAUUCAUGUGUUCAUAGGCCAUCUUAUCAAGAACUAUCAAGAAAAGGAGGAGUGCAAGCCUUUACUGCUGUCUGAGGUAUCGAGGCCCAUGGAUGGGUCAAAAUUGUGUGCAACAGAAAAUGAUGAGAAAGUUGGGUUACAAAAUUCUGUUGCCGAGAGGAAUAAACACGAAGGAAGAGUUGAAGUUUUAUGUGACAGAAGAUAUAUGUCAGCUCAUCAAUCUUCAGUCUCAUCUGAUGCCAAGCAAAAGAAGGCCUGUGAUUUCGCUUCAUUAUCGGGAAAUGGCAAUGCUAGUAGUUUUGCAAACGGAGCAAAGUCUGCGGGGCAGCUUCGUUCUCCUUUUCUACAUGCGCAAGUUCCACAUCAUCCUCUUGUGCCAUUUCCUUUCCCUCAUGUGCCAUAUGCUUCACCUUACUCAGAGAAGCUAGCAGCUGCGACCACUCAACCGGUGCAGCUUCAAGUACCUAAUUAUGUAGGCCACCCAUUCUUCGGACCGCAAAUGGACGACACCAUAGGCAACAUGAGGCUGCAACAACAGUACCAGCAGCAACAGAUAUGGCAGGCUCAUUUCGCCCAAUACAGAUCCCCCCUUGUGGGCAUUGCAGCGCUGCAGAACGAUCGGCUACAUGACUCAUCUGCUUCCACCCAUCGAAUUGUUCAGGCUUCAUCAACUCUCCCAUCUUCCCCACCUGUACAAAUGCAAUGUGGAUCAUCAUCACAACACCAACUUCUUGCUAACGCCUCCUCAUCGUCGUCCUCCAAAGCAAAGCCUCACCAACAACCGGGAAGCCUGCGGGGCGGUAGAUUCCACCAUGAAGGCCCCCAUUCGGUCGCAGCUGCAUCACAACACCGGUCGAUCAUGAAGAAUGAUACAAUAGGAUGAGGAUGGAUAUUCAUCAUCAGACUUGCCACCAUUGCAAGCCAUCAUCAGUGACGAGCAGGAUAACAGAUGCUGAUACUGAUACCAUCAAGUUGAUGCGCUUCUGGCUCACCAGAAUCCUCUGAAGCAUCCUAAAGUAGGAAGUCGACAUGAACAUAUUCACUAUGGUGUCAUGAACAUCGAUCUCUCGUUGGCUUCCAAUUGGGGACAGCAAAAUGUUGGAGAGAAAGAGAAAAGGAAGCCUAUAUUUCCAUUGUUUAGCAGUGCAUUCUGAUGAGAGCCGGCGUCUGAGAUGUAAUGUAUUUUUGGGUCACUGAGAUCAUUGGCUUAUUAGUCGUCAACCAAGAUAUGAACGUGUACUUCACCAACUGUACAUUGUUAUAGCUUCUAACAACAUAUGAAGUUUUUGA